This is a messenger RNA of Aspergillus terreus NIH2624, 1101 nucleotides long. Its product is annotated as BRcat and Rcat domain-containing protein. The transcript is spliced from 2 exons. Lineage: Eukaryota; Fungi; Ascomycota; Eurotiomycetes; Eurotiales; Aspergillaceae. The record is from RefSeq and is a predicted model, not a curated record. Gene Ontology annotation, biological process: positive regulation of proteasomal ubiquitin-dependent protein catabolic process; ubiquitin-dependent protein catabolic process; protein polyubiquitination. Gene Ontology annotation, cellular component: cytoplasm; ubiquitin ligase complex. Gene Ontology annotation, molecular function: ubiquitin protein ligase activity; zinc ion binding; ubiquitin conjugating enzyme binding. The coding region runs from base 1 to 1101 and encodes 366 amino acids.
AUGAGCUCGGCUUGUUCGACACCAAGCCCUCAGGAGGCCCUCAUUGUUGAUAGCCAUGCUCAGCCCGUGCGGUUGUUCCGUAACCGCUACCAUCAUCGCCUUCAACGCAGCUGCUCACCUUCCACCAGACUACCACAAGCGAAUGCGUCAACCAACGACAGUUCGAGGCCCAGUAUCCGCUCCAACAUCCCCUGGUCGGAGGAAGGCAUGGGCUGCUGGAGUGAUGCUGCCACGGCCAGCACGGUGCUGUCCUUACUCCACAAAGAGCCGUUAAUGCCGCCGCCGCCGCCGACGCGCAGCUCAAGUUCAGAAAGCAUUCAAACCGCUUCAAAACGAAACCGCUUGACGUGCACUGUCUGCUUCGGGCACCUGGACGACGGAUGCUUUCCAGACUCGCCCAUCGCAGCUGCCUGUGACCAUUCGGGGAUACCUGAGUCGCAUAUCUGUGUGGCAUGCCUCCGACGGAGCCUGGGCGUCCAAGUCACGUCGUCAAGCACAUGUGCAGUGACAUGUCCUCUUUGCUGCGCGCAACUUUCCGACGAAGAAGUCCACCAUUGGGCGAGUCCACAGACCUUUCGGGCUUACGAUCGCAUGCGCACCUGGCAGGUCCUGGAGGAAAAUGCAGAGUUUGUCACAUGUAUCCGGCCGGACUGUGGAUAUGGACAGCUUCAUGCGGAUGGGCUGGAGGACCCGAUUGUUGUAUGUGGCUCAUGUGGGACCCGGACAUGCUUUAUUCACCGGAACACUGCGUGGCAUGAAGGCUUGACGUGCGCGGAGUAUGAAGAAACGAGUCGAGCUAGAGUACCAGAUGUCCCACGCAGGAGCGUGCGUCGCCGAGAGAUACUAGAGGAAGCGCCGCGCGUGCCUGGACUAAGGCGCGGCUGGGUCAAUACCACGCAGGAGGAGUACCUUAGCAUGCAGAUGAUUGCAGAGAUCGCCAAGCCUUGUCCAUACUGCAAUGCGGCCACGGAGAAGAUAGGCGGCUGUAAGCAGAUAACAUGUGGAUUUUGUCGACAAGACUGGUGCUGGGACUGUGGGAUACGAUGGCGACGAGGGCAUAUGGAUGAUGACUGCUCCUUGGUGUCACCCAUAGGACGCUGA